Molecule: messenger RNA, 4899 nt
Organism: Aspergillus aculeatus ATCC 16872
Lineage: Eukaryota; Fungi; Ascomycota; Eurotiomycetes; Eurotiales; Aspergillaceae
Gene: pex6
Product: AAA family ATPase peroxin 6
Exons: 3
Coding region: 143-4585 (1480 amino acids)
Biological process (GO): protein import into peroxisome matrix
Cellular component (GO): peroxisomal membrane; cytosol
Molecular function (GO): ATP hydrolysis activity; ATP binding
Source: RefSeq, a predicted model, not a curated record
UUGUCUCGAUCCUGGCUCCUUUGAAGUAUGCUGAGGUAACUGGAUUCUUCUCAUCCUUCAAUUCACGACCUUCGAUUGUUUCCCCUCCCUCCCCUCUCCCGGUCGCUCCCCCGCUCCAAUUGAACCCACCUGCGCCAUUAUCAUGGAUUACGAUCACCACGACCCCAGCUCAGAGCAACCCAGGAGACGACGGCGAAAUGUGAUGCGUCGACGCAUGCGCAAUAGGGCCCCUAUCUCUGCUCGUCUUUCUUUGGAUCAUCAGCUGCGUGGGAACAUUGGUGUUGUGUCCGAUGACCUGGUCGGCGACCUUUUCAGCAAGGACAAUCAAGAUGACAUGGGGAUCUAUUAUCUUGCGAUCUCACCGCACUUCCCAGGUUGCACCUCGGUCGAGGAUCUCUCUUGGACCAUCAUUCCCGUGCGACCGCAGUCUAAAGAUCGCUCUUAUCAAUCGCCAAUUCCGCACUCCACCGUCCUUUUCCCCGACUCCGCCCUGUCAUUACAACCAUUCUUGGAGAAACUAGGCAAAUUGGAUCCCACCCGCCAUUCCCUUCAGUCACAGCGUGCGAUCGAGAUACGGGUCUUGGAUGCCGUGCCCUUGCCUCUGGAUACAGUCUAUGUGACAGUAGAGCGGAACCUUCUCCGGAAUCAUGAUGAUGUUCAAACCAAGUUUGGAGGAGGCUUCAGUUCCAACAAUACCUCAUCCAAUGGUGGGUGGGCCAAGGGCGGGAAAGCCGCUGAAGUCAAGAAAUACACGAAGAAGGCAGCAGCAGAGGAUGAAGAAAGGCUUACAGCUGCCGUGCGCGAGGCCUUGGGAGUCGUGAAGGUUCUGCACACUGGUGACGUCCUGCCGCUUCCCUUACCACCACACCCCAUUACAUAUGCUCCAUCACCCCCUGCUCGUAUUGCGCUUUGCGAACCGGUCUACCAGGGCCUACUGAUGCCCGCGACUAAAGUGGUCCUGGUUCAUGCGCGGCCUCACGGUCACCGGGCGCAAAGAAGCCUACGAUCAGGCACUGGCCUUCUCAAACAAGUAGCGGAAGAUGAAGCCGAUGAUACCUCCAACGAACAGUUCUAUUCUGCGGCUGAGGAUAAGCCUAUCGAGAGCAGUACCGAGGUGGAAGGUAGUACUACUGCCGACGAGUCGGAAACUGAUGCCUCGGGCGGUAACAUGAGUGACACAUCGGACGAUUCUCUGGAGGAUAUGAUUUCGCUAACCGCUCCGGAGCUCCCUCAGCCGUCGUCGGGUGUGAUGUCUGCUAUGACUGCUGCUACGCCCCGUGCUGGAGGGCGUCGGCUGGACGGCACUCAUACUCCUGGAUCGGUCGCAUCAAACUUCACUUCUGCGACCAUGCGACCCGGUCGAGUUAGCGGUGGCAAGGUGUUCAAGACGGAAGGCCUCCUGCGUCAGGUGCCUGGCGACCUUUUGCAUCCCCGACCACGGGAAGAUGACGACCCGGAGUCUUUCAUCUUCGUAGACAUCGGAACGCUCGCCAAGAUAGGCUGUUUCUCAGGUGACUGGGUGAGGAUUGAGGCAACUGAGGAGCCCCAGCACAACCCCUUCGCCUCAAUCAAGCUUGGUAGCUUUAAUGACCGCGAAGAGGACACUGGCGACUGGCGGGCGGUCAAGAUCUAUGGAUUGCCGGGCCUACAGUCUACGAAACCUCGAUACUCGAUCAACCAAACGGGAAACAGGCGCUCAAGUGUCUCUCAACUUCCCACUGUGCGCAUGACCUCCGUCUUCGUCUCACCACUGCUUCUGAACAAUCUUGACAACCCCAAAUACCUACGCAUCUUUCCGAUGACUUUCGCUACAUCGAAUGGCGCGAAGCCUAACCUACUCCACCAGGUCAAGUCCAGUGUUGCUCGAAAUCCGCCUCUGGCCAAGGAGGUUACGCUGCUCAAGGUCUCGACUCCUCUGUCAAUGGACCGUGUUCUUCAACCUGCCCUGUUCGCUGGCCUCAAACAAUACUUUGAAUCUCGUCGACGGCUUUUGAAGGGUGGGGACCUUGUGGGUAUUAGCAUUGAUGAAGGCCUCGGUAGAGCCGUUUUUCAAGGCGCAGCUACCGGCGACGGUAGCGCUCAAGAAGACGAUCUAACCACGAGACUAGGACAGAUGUCUUAUUCUAAUUAUACCGGGUCUAAGAAGGUCGGAGUCGCAUGGUUCCGUGUUGGCCAAGUUGUCCCCAGCAUUCCGGAUGAUCAGGAUGAAGCCGGCGACAACCAAUGGGGAGGAGUGGCCGUUAUCGACUCCGCCACUACCCGAAUGGUACAAGCUGGGAGUGAUGUCAGUAGGGUACCGGGCUCAACAGAUAAUGGCUGGGAGUAUUGGCUUGGGGUUAAAGCUGUACCCAGGGCUGCCACUGAAGCGCAAACGAGCCAUGGUCUGGUGACCGACAUUCCACAAUCAUUCAUCUCACCUUUGCAGCAGCGUCUUCGAGAGCUGAUUUCAGUUGCCACAAGUCCUCGUGCGAUCCAACUCGGUAUGAAGCCAGUCGUCAUCCUCCUGAGAUCCCAACAACGACACAUUGGCAAGGGCACGGUUGCAACACGCGCGUGUGCCGACAUCGGCCUGCACACCUUCCCAAUUGAUGCCUAUGAUAUCCUUACGGAGGGUGGUGCCAAUGGUGGCGAUGUCAAGACCGAAGCAUACCUGAAAGCCAGAGCAGAACGUGCUUUCCUUUGCGGGGCCGACUGUACUGCGCUCCUGAUCAAACACAUUGAAGUCUUGACUGCAGAUCGCAUAGUGUCGGCCAUGGCUGAAAUUGUGGCCGAUGCGCGGGUGAUUAUUGCUACUACGACGGACGUCGAACAGAUGCCCGAGGGCCUUCGAAGUAUGUUCACCCAUGAAUUCGAGAUGUCUGCACCAGAGGAGAAGGAACGUGAAGGUAUUCUUCGCAAUGCUGUUUCAGAACGUGGUAUUCGACUUUCACCUGAUGUUGAUCUGGGGUCAGUGGCUCUGAAGACCGCUGCCCUGGUCGCUGGUGAUUUGAUUGACGUGGUCGAACGUGCGUCGUCUGCAAGAACUGCACGCCUGGAAAGACUGGCGGAGGCAUCGAGCAAGCAAUCGAACCAGAAGAUUGGGAUUCGCGAUAUUCUGAUUGCUGGCGGCGACGCGGCACGAGGCGUCACAAAGCUUGAUUUCGAUACCGCCGUUGACGCUGCGAGGAAGAACUUUGCCGAUUCCAUCGGCGCCCCCAAGAUUCCAAAUGUUAGCUGGGAGGACGUUGGUGGCCUGUCCAAUGUCAAAGAGGCGCUCGUUGAGACCAUCCAACUGCCGCUCGAACGGCCUGAAUUGUUCGCCAAGGGCAUGAAGAAACGUAGCGGUAUUUUGUUCUAUGGGCCGCCUGGUACCGGAAAGACGCUUCUGGCCAAAGCCAUUGCAACCGAAUUCUCGCUGAACUUCUUCUCCGUCAAGGGUCCUGAGCUGCUGAACAUGUACAUCGGUGAAUCCGAAGCCAAUGUACGACGCGUCUUUCAGCGUGCCCGGGAUGCUCGCCCAUGUGUUGUCUUCUUUGACGAGCUGGACUCGGUGGCCCCCAAGAGAGGUAACCAAGGUGACAGUGGUGGUGUGAUGGAUCGCAUUGUGAGUCAACUUCUCGCCGAGUUGGAUGGAAUGAACGGCGGAGAAGAAAACAGUGGUGGUGUCUUUGUCAUCGGCGCGACCAAUCGGCCCGAUCUACUCGAUACGGCGCUUUUACGCCCAGGUCGCUUUGAUAAGAUGCUCUAUCUGGGUGUCUCCGAUACACACGAGAAGCAGAGAACCAUUCUGGAGGCGCUUACACGAAAAUUCGCCCUUUCCCCGGAUCUUUCUCUUGCCCGGGUAGCUGAUCGGCUCCCACUAACUUACACGGGCGCCGACUUGUACGCUUUGUGUUCGGACUCGAUGCUCAAGGCUAUUACACGCAAGGCCACGGCAGUGGAUGAGAAGAUCAAGCAACUUCCAGGUGAGCCUGUCAGUACAGCGUACUUCUUUGACCAUCUUGCCACGCCGGAUGACGUGGCGGUGGUGGUCACGGAAGACGAUUUCCGGGCGGCCCAAGAUGAGCUUGUUCCCAGUGUUAGUGCCAAGGAGCUUGAGCAUUUCGAGCGGAUCCGACAGACCUUUGAAUCCGUCGAUAAGCAGAAGCAGGAGUCGGUAAAUGGUGCCUCAGGGCCACCGCAAACAAUUCAGGAUGCGCUGGAUGCGCUGAAUGCGGGCGGGCAGUUGGAAUUCAGCAUGGGCGGGCCUGUCGCUAAUGGAGACGCUCAGUCCCCUGCAGUUAACAAGGGAAAGGGCAAACAGGUCCCAUCUAUGGUGCGAAAUGCGAGUGGCCAGUCGACCAGUAGCAAGGGCAAGGGUAAAAGUCCCGCGGGAGCUGGAGGGAAAGCGAAGGGCAAGACUGUCAACAUCCCGAAUGGUGACUCUGACUCUUCCCUUGACGGUCCCAUCUCUGGGUUGCGAACGGAUCGAGGAGGCUCGCGUGGAUACGAUGAUGUUGGGGAGGAUGAGGACAAUGUAGAAAACGGGAUCGCUAACAGUGGCGAUGAAGAUGACUACAUUGUUCGAACUGACCAUCUGGCCCCGAGCGGUGGAUCGGGGCUUUGAUAGCUAAGAGGAUGACUCGGCCGCCGACCGUGUGCCGGGGGGGAGCGCGGCGUCAAUAGGCGACAAGGCUUGACGGUUGCACGUCCCGAUUAGUUUGUGUGUCUCUGUGUGUGUUUGUACAUAUAUAUGAUUUGCCAUGACUGCAUAUGAGCAUUGUUUGUAUGUAUAUUUUUGUCAGCGAAAGGUUGUUGUCUGAUAAGAGACAGCGGAGGGGAUUCUGCAGUGGCCACAUGAGGUCAUCGAGGUACUUGCACAGCACCUGGAUGGAUGUUCAAUGAGCCUGCCCAACCUAAUUUAGCUCAACGACAACGACU